Molecule: messenger RNA, 2385 nt
Organism: Acanthosepion pharaonis
Lineage: Eukaryota; Metazoa; Mollusca; Cephalopoda; Sepiida; Sepiidae
Source: the annotation of a GenBank genome assembly
AUGACAGAUUCUUUCAUCCUACACGUUUCUUUCUUUCUUUCUUUCUUUCUUUCUUUUAUCUCUUUCUCUCAUUCAUUCAUCCUACACGUUUACUUCCUUUCUUUCGUUUCUUUCUUUCUUUCAUUUUUCAUAAACAGACGCAUCUAUCCUAAACGUUUACUUUCUUUCUGUCUCUUUCUUUUUCUUUCUUUUUGGAUUAACAGAUUCCUUCAUCCUAGACAUUUUCUCUCUUUCAUCAGUUUUUCUUUUAUCUUUUUCUUCCUUACACGUUUUCUUUCUUUCUAUUUUAUUAACAAAUUCUUUGAUCUUCGACAUUUUAUUUCAUUCUUUCAUCUCUUUCUUUUUUCUUUCAUCCUAUACAGCUUUUCUUUCUUUUUUCUUUCUUUUUGGAUUAGCCGAUUUAUUGACCAUACACGUUUUCUUUCUUUCUAUCGUUCUUUCUUUCUUUUUCGGUUAGCAGUUUCUUUCAUCGCAGUCAUUCAUUCAUCCUUCUCAUUUUUUUCGAAUUCAUUCAUCAUAAACGUUUUCUUUCUUUCUUUCUUUCUUUCAUUCAUUCAUUCAUUCAUUCUUUCUUUCUUUCUUUUGUUUGUUUCUUUUUUUAUUUGCGGAUUCAUUCAUCGACCACGUUUUUUCUUUCUUCAUUCAUUCAUCCUUGACUUCUUUCUUUCUUUCUUUUUUCUUUCUUUCUUUCUUUCUUUCUUUCUUUCUAUUUUGAUUAACAGAUUCAUUCCAAAUUCUUUAAUCCUACACGUUAUCUUUAUUUCAUUUCUUCUUUUUUUUCUUUCUUUGUUUCCAAAUUUCUUCUUCUUCUUCUUCUUCUUCUUCUUCUUCUUCUUCUUCUUCUUCUUCUUCUUCUUCUUCUUCAAGUUUAUUCACUUCUUCGUCUUUUUCUUUGUCUCUCUUUUUCUCUCUGAUUUUUCUUUCUUUCUCGUUUCUUUUUAUCUCUCUUUAAUUCAUUAUGUUCCUUUUUUUUCUUCUACUCCUUCUUCUUCUUUCCAAAUGGCUUCUUUCUUUUCUACAGCUUUCAUCCCUUCAUCUCUGAAGCGAUCCUCUCUCUACUCUCGAUUUCCGAUUUUCCUGUCGAUUUCUACCCUUAAAACCUCCCACCUUACAGUUUCUAAUCUUUCUCUAUUUAAAAUUGUAUCCCCUAUUCCCCCCACAUACACACCUUCUUCCUAUCAUUCUCCUUUGAUUCGUUAUAGUUUUCUGUAUAUUUAUAACAGUGGCGUCAUUGUAGCUCUCUCUCUCUCUCUCUCUCUCUCUCUCUCUCUCUCUUUCCUUUUUGCUCUUUCUCUCACACUUUUUGUGUCUGUUUCUCGGUCUUUCCUUCUCACUCAUUCUCUCUCUUUCUUUCGCUGUUCUUCUCAUUCUUUCCUUCUUGUCUUUUUCUGUCUUUCUCACGCUCUUUCUUUCACUUACUCUUACUCCAUUUCACUCACACUUUCUUUCUUUGUCAUUCUACCGCUCGUACCUAUUCCCUCUUUCUUCUUCUUUCUUUUUCUUGUCUUACUCUCCUCUUUCUUUCUGUCUUUCUUUCCUUUUCUUUCUUUCUUUCUUUCUUUCUUUCUUAUUUUUCCUCUCUUUGCUAUUUCUUUUUGCCUCUUUUUCUCGCUCUCACCUCCUCGUUCUUCCUCUUUCUUUCUGUCAUUCUUUCUUUCUAUCGCUCUUUCCUCUCUAUCCCUCUUUCUACGUUUACCUCUCUCACUCCUCCUUCUUUUCUAUAUCUUUCUUCCACUCCCUAUUUCUCUCUCAGCCAAUGUGUUUUGCAUCAUCCCUCUUGACGUAAUUGUUUCUAUGUGUAUAAUUCCCAAAACAAUACUCCCUGACCCGUCUCACACCGAUCAUUUCUAUCCCCUAAAGCGAUCGGAACGCACUCCAGAAUUUAACCCCUACCCUGAUCUUUACUGCAACAAUCCUUUUCUUCCAAACGCUGAAAAUCCGCUCCAAAGUGCCCUCACGACCAUAACCCACUCCCAUGACACUUGUCAUCCCGUCGUUCUGACCAAAUUUACCGUUUUAUCCGCGGGCUAUUUUAGACAUGAGCGAUGCUCAGAGUCCGAAACCGGCGGAAUAUCUCUACUUUCGCCAUUUCCUUCUUGUUUUCUCUCUGCUCAUCUUCAUAUUUUCUCAUUUCUUUCUUCACCUAUCCUCCUAUUUUCUCGAUUUUUCUCCCCCCCCCCCAGCCGUUGCUCCGGACAAUCGACUCCAAACUCUAAGAUGGCCGACUGCGGCGCGAAAAAGAAAAAAAAAAUGCCCGCCAACGUGCAAUUCCGUUGUCCUCCACCUCCGCCCAAAUUCUUCCUUUCUUCCCUCCAACUAAAAACCCACCCAGACACCAUAGCCACCCUAUUCACCUCCCCCCCCAUCGAUAAUCCCAACAUUUGA